This is a messenger RNA of Aspergillus heteromorphus CBS 117.55, 1034 nucleotides long. Its product is annotated as spherulation-specific family 4 protein. The record is from RefSeq and is a predicted model, not a curated record. Bases 108 to 1013 code for a protein of 301 amino acids. NCBI's taxonomy places the organism in Eukaryota, Fungi, Ascomycota, Eurotiomycetes, Eurotiales, Aspergillaceae. The transcript has 3 exons.
CGGCUCUAGCUCGCCUCCACUAUGGCCAGAAGAAACCCACUGGCUAGCCCGGUUCGCCCGCUAUUCGACGCGCACGGUUUCAAUCACAUCUUCGCAGGCCCAUCAGGAUGGGGCAAGGCAAACACGUGAGGGAGGACCGGCGUUGUCUGCGCAGCCGGCGCUCUCGACUUGUCGCGGUUGCCCUGGUACUUGUUGCCCUUCUUGCCAUCGUGAUCCCCCCAGCGGUUGUGUUGACUUUGCACAACAAUUCCACCAUGGGUCCCAAAGCCUCGGUCUUCGUGCCUCUCUAUGUGUAUCCGGCUCCAGGGGCGUGGGAGCCAUUGGAAAAGGUGGUCUCUGCUCAUCGGAACGUCAACUUCACCGUGGUGAUCAACCCUGGUAGUGGCCCUGGGCCCAACGCCUUGCCUGACGCCAAUUACACCCGAGAAAUACCCAAGCUGGCGUCAUAUGGCAAUGUCCGACUCCUGGGAUAUGUCGCUACCACGUACGCGCAGCGCAACAUCUCGCUGGUGCGGCGGGACAUCGAGACCUACGCAGCAUGGCCGACCAACGGUUCCAACCCCGACCUUGCGGUUCGGGGCAUAUUCUUCGACGAGACUCCCCAGCAAUACGACGACAGUACCUUGGCAUAUCUCCAGGAGCUGACUGCUCUCGUGAAGACGACCUCGGGCCUGGGUCCGGACCACUUUGUUGUCCAUAACCCCGGCGUGAUUCCUGAUUCUCGCUACCUGCCGACGGCUGAUUCGACCGUCGUGUUCGAGGCGACCUACGAUACGUUCCUGGAGCGCCAGGGGGCUAGGCUCUUUGAGAAUAUCCCGAACAGCACCCGCAGUCAGCUCUGCGCGGUGCUCCACUCCGUGCCGGACAGUGUGGACGGCCACCAGUUCCGGGACCUGGUGAAGCAAAUGCGUAAGGUAGCAGAUGAGAUUUUCAUCACUCACCUGAGCACGGAUUACUAUGCAAGUUUUGGGGGACAGUGGCAGGAGUUUGUGGAUCUAAUGGCGAAAUCAUGAGGCUAGCUUGCCUGCUUCCGG